AUGGAGUUCAUGGAGGGAGGAACUCUUAAAGCCUAUCUGGAGAAAAACCAUGGAGACGGACAGGGAAAAGAUUUUUCCGUCAGAUUCUUAGAGGAUAUUGGCUCUGCCAUUGAGCAUCUUCACUCGCUCAAUAUCAUUUUUGUAAGUUUGAAAAAAUUGAUUGUCUUCAUCAUUCCCUGCACUGGCUAAAAUAACUAGUGCAGGUUUGCGUCGGCUCUCUCACAUAUCGUGUUUGUAUGUUAAUCAUCACGAGCUGGCUGGUUUUAGUCAAUCCGUUGUACACGGUAUUUUUCAGUUGUCAGCUGACCACACAGUACUCAAACUCGGAGACUUUGGUCUUGCUCGUGCGACUGAAGGGACACGUCAAACAAAAACCCAGAUUGGCUCGUAUUGUUACAUGGCGCCUGAAGUGGUCACCUCUGGAGGACGUUAUUCCAAGAGAGCUGAUGUUCAUAGUUUUGGUGAGUUUUACUGUUAGUUAAAGUGAGUAUUAAUUACCUUUCUCACCGUUUUGUUUGUUUGUGUAUUUGCCCACUAUUUUGCUUGUCUGUUAUGUCCCUGAGACCGGAUAAUAUACCUUGUCUCUAAAAUACAGCUAAAUACAUAUCCGGCCUAAUUAUUAAGGAAUGAGGAGGUACUAGAGUAUGUCCUAAUAUAUUGUCUUCGCUAUAAAUUUGUAGUAUUUCAGAUCCUUUAGAUAUCCGUAUCCAUAAAUUGACAUCAAGUUAAUAUCGAUCUCCAAAAAUAUUUUUGUAUUAGAUUCCAUGGGAAUAUGGUCCUAUCAACUAAGGUUUUUUUAAUUUGAUUACGCCAGGUUUGUGUCUGAUUGAAGUCCUGAGUGGCAGGGAGGUGUAUGAUAACAUUCUGCAGCAUGAAACGGUUUUCAGCAAGAAAAUGGCGGGAGAGAAUCCGACCAUUCCGGUGGGUAGAAACGAACAAAAAUUUUAGAAAAUUUUCAAGGAUAAUGGUGAAAUAAGUAUUGACUAUUGACAAUUAUUUACCAAAUUGGAGAUAGAUAUCCACCACUUUCAGUUACAAUGAAAGUGAAUUAAUAUCUAAGUGUAAAUAAAAAGAAAAAAACCUGACAAUUAGUUUGUUUCUGUCAAUAUUCCCUACUUGGUUGGGAAUUAAACUACUGACACGCGGUUUGUCUUUUCAUCUGUACGAAGGUGAAUAGUACUGGCUAAUCACUUCCGAGCUAACCAAUCGGCGUGCGCGAAAAACACUAUAUCUAUGUAGUAAUUAGUAUUAUAACGAGUGAGGACAACCUGCUACCUGUGAAUCUUUCGACCAGAAAAGUUUUUCUAUAAAUCACUGGAGGGGUCCAAACAUUAGCUUUUAAACAUACGAGUUGUGAACGAAUUACUUAUGGUUACGACAGAGUCACUCCAUGUAUUAUCGGUAAUUCGUUGGUAAUGUUUUAUAUCUAAGAGCGCUCGCAUUUUUUCCAGAAUAUUCCUAUUGAGGAAUUUGGGGAGGAACUGGUUUUAAAGCUAAAAGAAAUUAUAGAUGGGUGUCUGAAGCCCGAAAAAUCACGACCCGAGAUGAAUUUUCUACUCAACAUACUAAGAGGACAAAUAACUUCACGCAAAAUCACAGUGCAGCUUUACUGCGUGGGGACUGGGACAGGAACAACAGGUACUGUAGAAACUGCACACUUUUUUUUUUCUUUUUUACAGUGUAAAAUAGAUCGGUCAACUUGUUACAGCUUAGCCUAAGCAGAAUUCUUCCUGCAUAUUCUCCGUGAGAUUUUUACUCUCCCAUACCCUAUAACUGUACACCUGAAAUAGUCUCUUUUGGUCAUUCAGAGAUUCCUUCAAGUGCUUCUUUCACUCUCCAUGUUUACCGUCUUUUAUGUUUGAUCCACAGAUAGUUGCCUUACUUCUUUUGUCUCAUGGCAUGCCAAUUGCCAUGGCGACUGUAUCGAUUAAAGCUUUCACGACUUCUUGCGUGGCUAAGGAUGAACCCUUUCAUUCCAAAUCUGUUAAGUAAUUCUCCUUACUGUCUGCCAUACAGUUCUCAUGAUGUUAAUUUGGAGAAUUGGGUAUUGGAUCAACUAACAAUUGCCCAACUGAUAUUUCUCUUUAUUCUUAUCACUUGCCUUCUUGACAUUGUAUUGAUAUUGUAAGGAGAAAUUCUGUCUUGGUCACUCCUAGGUGUUAAAGGGUUAAGGAUUAAAAGAUGGUGUGCAGAUUAAAUUUCUGCACAAACCAAAACCCCUCCCUUCUCCCUCUUUUUAGAAGUAACGUCUACUCUAAAAUGAAAAAAUAAACAAUCAUUUAUUUACAAUGCCAUUUGAAACCGGUUUCAGCCGUCCUUCAUGGCCAGCCAAGCUCCUCCGCAAUUGUGUUUCACGAAGGAAAACCUUUGCUUUUGGCAGAUGUUGGAGCUGGUGUCCUCAAGGCUUGCAGGGAGAGACACGGUUAGUGAAAUUCCUACCACUCCUUCCUCGAUUUGCGGUGAUCGUUCAGUUUUGUCCUUGUGUUUUAAACCCAUCUGUGUGAAAUUCUCAGUCAUAGUCUAUCUUUAUCAGUUGAAUGUUGCCCCACAGAUAUUUAUUCUCUAGACAACCUUAUUUUGCAUUUCCAGCUCACAACGAGUUCCCAAGGAAUGUUUUCAUCACAAACAACCACUUGGAUCAUGCUGGUGAGCUCCCUUUGCUAUUUUUGUUCGAGAGCGAGAGGAGACAUUUGGCUGGUGAACCUCACCUAAGAGUGUUGUCUGGCCCUGAGGUGCAACAUAAAUUAAAGACAUGCAGACUGGACGAAAUGCUCCACCUGUAUACACUGGUAAGUCAUGAAUCACCUGUUAUAUGCACUAAGAUGCAGUGUUUUUUCAUUUAAGUAUUUUUUUCGUUCUUCCUUGAAGGAACAAAUAGCAGAUUGGAUAGUAUGUCAGCAAGAAGGAGACCCAACCUACCUGGAUGACGAAAAACAGUUCUCCAUGAAAAUCCACAAAACUCUUCAUAGCGGAAUAUGUUAUGGUAGGUUACAAACAGCUUUGAACGAUGACCUGGGUAACUGUUUAUGUCGCGAAGACCGUAAGUCAAUGCGUAGCUGGCCGGGGACGUGAUUGUCAGCCUCGGGCUUUCAAUCAAACAAUUACGCUUCGAGCAUUAAACAAAGCUUUGCUAAGCCAGUUUAAACCGGCCCAGAAGAAGACCAAAUCUCAAACAGUAAGUUCUAAGCUGAACAAGUAAAUUUCAGAUGAUGAUCACGCCUAAUUCCAAUAGAGCUUUUAAAUUUGAAGUAUGAAAAGAAUCGUUAACAUUUAAUUUUUAUUCAUAGGAUUUGUGCUAUUCUUCAAGGAGAAACCAGUUCUUGGUUAUUGCAUAGACUCUGGCUUCAAGGAGGACGUGUUCGAUUUUUUCUUCCAAGCCACCACUGUGAUAGUUGGUGCGAGGUCUAAUGCAUCUAAAGAACAUGCAUCGGUAGGUAUAGUAAUCAGAGGGUUUAUAGCUGACUACAUAUUACAUUAGCAUUGGAGAGUAAGAAAUGGCACAUAAUUAGUAAUGAAUGCGCAGUGCGUGAGAGUCCACAAGGUAUGAAACUCAUUUCGCAACGAUGAUUUGGAAAGUCUUCAAUCGAAAAAACCUGAGCUUAUGCAGCCAAAAUUUAAAAUGAAUCUCUAAAAAUCAGUUUGUCAACCUACACCUCGUUUCUCAAUUAGUUCCAGCUGCUGGUACUAUUUUUUUUAUCGGAUAUAAUGUGAUUACUUAACAAGAAAGAAAACAGGUGUAUAAGAGAUAGAGCGAGGCCAAGAUUGAUUUGGUGUUUGGAGUUUAUUGAUUACCAACAUUUAAUGCUAACAGAACCACCGAAUUACUCAGUAGAAAUCUCUCAUUUGUCUUAGUUUACAGAAGUGGUUAAUUACGUGAGGAAGAUCCAGGUAUGUAACUUUCGAACUACUUUAUUUGGGUUUCUGUCUUGUUUUUAUUAUUUCCCACAAAUAUCAAAAUCAGAAACAAUACUUUAUCAAAGCGCUAAUGAAGCAAUUUUUCCAAAUAUCUUUCGUUCAAUGUAUUACCAAUAAAAUAUUGCUGUAAUUUUUAACGCCCGAAAUUACUAUAGUCCGAUAAAAAAGAUUCUAGGUACUAGUAGAACGCCACCUAAGGGUAUCAGUCUUCCCAAAGUCGACAUUACCCAUUAUUUAUCAUCUUUUAUCUAAUUAUUCAUCAAUUUUUUAAUUUAUCUAUUUAUCAAAUUGUUAAUUUCAGCCGAAAGAAACCAAGGUGUACAUAACUGGAUACGGUAUUGACGCAGAGUACCCGUAUGAAGGACUCCCAGGAGUAGAGCAACUGCGGGCGAAUCAGUACAUCGCACUCUGGGAUGAAGAAACUGAUAGCAAUUCUUAGCUAGAAGCCAGAUCACGAAGUAUCUUUCUAUGAGUGAAAUGGAAAGUGAACUCGAAGCUCUCUUGAUA
This is a messenger RNA of Pocillopora meandrina, 4422 nucleotides long. Lineage: Eukaryota; Metazoa; Cnidaria; Anthozoa; Scleractinia; Pocilloporidae. The record is from the annotation of a GenBank genome assembly.